Molecule: messenger RNA, 3063 nt
Organism: Gambusia affinis (western mosquitofish)
Lineage: Eukaryota; Metazoa; Chordata; Actinopteri; Cyprinodontiformes; Poeciliidae
Gene: zcchc7
Product: zinc finger, CCHC domain containing 7
Exons: 10
Coding region: 219-2153 (644 amino acids)
Molecular function (GO): zinc ion binding; nucleic acid binding
Source: RefSeq, a predicted model, not a curated record
GUAGUUUCUUCAUCGGACGGUUUUUCAGUGGACUUAUUUUCAGUCCGGGAAACCGGAAGUUGUGUGCCUGUCUCCUUCUGGCUGAGAGCAAAUGAGUUGCUGUAAAGACUCCAGUCUAUCUGUAAAGCAGCUUUGGCCUCUGACUCCCCAGGUGUGACUGUUCUCCUUGGGCUGUGCUGCGUUCAUGUGCGUGUCUGUUUUGAUUGGCCUUUGGGGUAAUGUACAGUGCCUAUCAGGACCGUGAGGAGUUGGAGGACAACCUCUAUCAAGAGGAUGGCGACUCAGACGUGUCAGAGGCCAACAGUGAGCUGGAGUUCCACCUCUACAGCCAGCUCCACUACUCCUCAAAUGCUGGGGAGCUGGACGAGCCACAGCCUGGAGCAGAGGAAGAGAACAACAGACAGGAAAGCCAGGAAGGUGGUGCACUUGAAAAAACUACAGACGAAGACACAAAACUGAGAUGUACAAAGCAGAGCAACCCCAGAUCCUCUACUGAUGACCAUUUAAAGACAAAGAAGGAUGCAAAAAAGAAAAGAUGCAAAAUUGAGCCAAAAAUUCCAAAGCUGUUGUCGUCGCGCUUUGAGGAGGUUAUUGUGAUCGACUCCAGCCCGGGCGUCAUCUCUAUCUCUGACAAUGACAGUGAUGAUGAAGAUGAUGCAAGUGUUUGUGCUCUAAAGGUUAAAGGUUCACAGACCCUGCAGACAUCCACUCCUGCACAACAGAAAUCCCAGAAAAGAAAAGGGAGUCUCUUUGUUCCAGUGGCCGUUCUGUCCAGCAGCUCCGAAUUCUCUGAGUCCGAGUCUGAAUCAGAAUCGUUGGAUUCGUCUGAUGUGGACAAUCUGGAGAACUGGAUGAUCCUGGGUCAGGGGAGGCAGGACGGAGACCAGUCCAUCUCACUCAAUGUGGAAGGAGGGUCUUACAGCAGCAGCACAGAUGCUGACGAAGAAGAAAAAGAAGAAGGAAGUUGGAUUGUUUCAGAGAAAGAUAAGGAGGCUCAGAUCUUUAACAAAGGCAAGGGUCACAGGAUCGCAGUGCACCGUAUGUCUAACCGAUACUACACUGGGAAGAACGUCCACUGCAGAAACUGCAACAAGACAGGACAUCUGUCAAAGAACUGUCCUCACCCCAAAAAAAUGAUGCCUUGCUUUCUUUGCGGCUCAAUGGGUCACCAGGCCAUUAGCUGUCCCAAUAAGCACUGCAACAACUGUGGGCAGCCUGGACACCUCAGCAGGUCCUGCAACGAAAAAUCUUAUUGGCACAAGCAGUGCCAUCGCUGCAGCAUGAGGGGACACUUCUUCGAUGAUUGUCCAGAGAUCUGGAGGCAGUACCACAUUACAACUAAGAAAGGUCCUCCUGUGAAGCAGCAGGGAGGCGAAGGUGCUCAGUCUGUUGCCUACUGCUACAACUGUUCCAAGAAGGGACACUUUGGUUAUGAAUGUACAAAACAAAGGAUGUUCAAUGGGGUUUUUCCCAGCUGCCCUUUCAUCGGUCACUAUGACACUGUGACGGACAUAAACCGCAGACAACACAGAGUGAAGAUGAAGGCCAAAGAUUUGGGAAGAAAUGGCAAUCUGUCUUCUGCAUCCCCAGUCCCUCCAACCCCUGCACCACUAAGGAAGAAACAGAAAAUCAACCAUCACAACGCCAGCCCCCACCCUACGAAUACGCCUCACCGAAUGCCAAACAGCUACAGACCAAGUCCAAGUCACAUCAUCUUCAAUGAUGACGACUUUAAUGAUGCUACACCCAAAACAAAGAUGGCUAAGUUUCCCAAAAGUGGUGGCAGUGCAAAACCAUGGAAGCCUAAAAGAGCUGUUCCCACCACAAGAGACACAGUGCCAUUGAGCAAGCUAGUUGUUGAUGAAGCAGAUGACUUUCCCAGAGGAGGACAGCCUCAAGGAAACAAGGAGGAGAAGAUGAGAAAGAAGAAGGGCUGUAGAACAAAACAAGUUAAUUCAUCUAUAGCAGACCAUGUUUUUAGGACUGGAGGAGAGAGGAGUCAGGACUCAAAAUCGUCAAAAAAGAAUCAGACAGGACAGAAGAAAAGACAGAAGGGACGUUCCAAUAAGACUGCUAAAAAACAACUGCGUGGAGCCACCUAUUCAGAAGAAGAUAACCUGUUUCUCAUUAAACAGCGGAAACGCAGCAGAUAGUAGCAGUGUGUGUUAGAUUGUAUCAGUUUAUUUAGGAAUAUUUUGUUAUUGAGUUUUAAAUCAUUAGAACUGAAGCCAGAAUUAUGUCUCUAAAACCCUUUAUUGGAUGUUUUUACAAGAACCAUUUUUCAUCCCAGUAACAAAAGUUGCAAGAAGUCAGAUUACUGAAUGCUAAUUCUACUUAACAAUGUGUAAACACAGGGAACCACAAGUAUUUUAAACUACCAAAUGUUGCAUCCAGGACGUCCUUUGCAACAGUAACAUUUAUCACAUAAAAAAAUUUGUGACAGUUCAUAUUAUGUAACUGUAUACAUUUAUAACUCAUACUAAUAUGAAUGCUACAAUCUGAAUCUAGUUACUUAUUUUGUGUUUUUGACAACGUAGUGUUUUCGUUUUCACCGUGAUUUAAGUCAAAGAGCUCAAACAGCAGAUAUUGCUAAAUAUACAAACUGUUCAUAAAAUGGUUGCUUUGUAUGAUCAGAUCAGUUUGACAGUUUUUCAGUUUCUUUUGUCAGACACGAUCACAUGUUGGUGAUGUUAGUUUAGUUUUGUUGAUAAGGUUUGGGUUACAGUGAAACAUUUUCAUGAUUCCUGCUUGUUUCUACACUGUAAAGUUAAUUCCCUGGUACACUCUGUAACUGAAGUACAGUACGAUCCUCUGUUCUAAACACAGCUGUAACAUUUCAGUUUGGGAAGGAAGUUUUUCUUUUUUAAAACAAACUUGGAAAUGAGUUCUUUCGUUGUGAACUCUAAAUAUACCGUUUACUGUCAGUUUGAUAGUUUAUUCAAAAUGAAUGAACAGAAUCUGAACAAUUCCUGUGGCCUCUUGUUACAGUGUGACUCUGAUGCUGAUCUGCAAACAGUUCCAAAACAAGUUUUGGAUUAAAUGAAUCGCUAACAUCCUUUUAAA